This is a messenger RNA of Trichomycterus rosablanca, 3937 nucleotides long. It is a transcript of the gene l1cama, whose product is annotated as L1 cell adhesion molecule, paralog a. The record is from RefSeq and is a predicted model, not a curated record. The transcript has 28 exons. Gene Ontology annotation, molecular function: cell-cell adhesion mediator activity. The coding region runs from base 64 to 3870 and encodes 1268 amino acids. Gene Ontology annotation, biological process: axon guidance; brain development; cell-cell adhesion. NCBI's taxonomy places the organism in Eukaryota, Metazoa, Chordata, Actinopteri, Siluriformes, Trichomycteridae. Gene Ontology annotation, cellular component: plasma membrane; axon.
AGAUUUAUCCUCUCAGUGGGUUGGAGCCUGUAAGCAGGUGCAGCUUGGAUGGAACAGUGAGCAAUGCCUACCACACCACUACAGCAGGUUGGCAGCAGGGGGCGCCGUGCGCUUCACCCACUCUUGCUCCUCUGUGCCCUCUUCCUCCUGGCACUCGCGCCCACACCGGGCAAGGCUGCCAUCCACAUUCCAGACAACUAUCAAGUAAAAGAACUUAAGAAGCCUCCAGAGAUCACUGCCCAACCUGAGUCCAUCAAUGCCUUCUCGUCGGAUGAAAUUACGCUCACCUGUGAGGCCACUGGAAAUCCUCCGCCCACAUAUCGAUGGGUAAGGAAUGGAACGGAAUUUGACCCAUCGGUCAUAUCUGGUAUGGCCGUGUCCUCAGAUUCAGGGAGCUUCACUAUCAAGGACGCACCUAUAAAUGAGGUCAGGGGCAAAUACAGCUGCUAUGCAUCGAAUGAGCUCGGCACGGCUGUGUCUAAAGAGGCUUAUGUUAUCACUGAAGAAACUCCUUCAAUACAAAAGGAGAAUAAGGAGGAGAAGAAGGUCAUUGAGGGAAGUUCUGUAGUAUUACAGUGCAACUCUCCAAACAGCUCUGUCACCCCCCUCAUUCACUGGAUGGACCGGAAGCUGAAGCACAUCCAGCAGAGUGAACGGGUGAAUCAGGGUCGAGAUGGAAACCUCUACUUCUCCCACGUGACCAUGGAGGACAGCAGGAACGAUUACACCUGCAAUGUUCAGUUUGUGUCCGCCCGCAUCAUCAUGGUCAAAGAGCCCAUCACCCUAAAGGUUGAGAAAUCUAACUCAAUGCGGAACAGACGUCCACAGAUGAUGAGACCGAGUGGUAAACACAGUUCCUAUACAGUACUGAGGGGUCAAAGCCUGGAUCUGGAGUGCAUCGUCCAGGGCCUCCCAACUCCCUUAGUUAAGUGGGUAAGGAGAGACGGAUUGCUCUCUGAAUCUCGUACAUCUAAGGAGAGCUUUAACAGGCUGCUGCGUUUCACCAACAUUACAGAACGGGAUGAUGGCGAAUACCAGUGCACUGCCAGCAACUCGCAGGGCGUCGUCACACACACGUAUACCGUCACUGUGGAAGCUGCACCAUAUUGGAUCAAGGAACCAGACAGUGAACUCUAUGCUCCAGGAGAGACAGUAAAAUUGGAGUGUCAGGCAGAUGGAAUCCCGACACCUACACUGACCUGGAGCAUCAAUGGAAAUCUUAUCUCUGAUGUGGAUCCAGACUCCCGGCGUACAGUAAAGGGAGGAACCCUCAUACUGAAAGACGUGAAGCUCUCUGAUACUGCUGUGUACCAGUGCCAGGCCUCCAACAAGCAUGGCAACAUUCUCAUUAACUCCUAUGUCUAUGUCAUUGAUCUGCCAGCACAAAUCCUGACGAAGGAUAAAGAGCUGUACAGUGUAGCAGAGGGACAGACGGCUGAGCUGCACUGUGAAACCUACGGGUCUCCCCGGCCCAAGAUCACAUGGAAAGGUGAAUCCUGGGACUCUGUGAUGUCUAAUCCUAGAAUGACUCAGCUGAACAACGGUACUCUGCAGAUACACAGUGUGUCCCAGAAUGAUACCGGCAUGUACACCUGCUCAGUGAAUGAAGUCGAACUCAACAUCACUGCUGAGCUGAAGGUUCACAACCGGACAGUGAUUGUUGAGGCACCACAUGACUUGCAUGUUCAAAGGGGGAAAACGGCCACCUUUACCUGCCAGUAUCAGAUGGACAGCAAUCUGAAUCCACCACAAAUCCAAUGGAGGAAAAACAAACAGAAGCUGUAUGAGUACUCUGAUGGAGACCGGUACAUAAUUGAUGGGUCAGAGCUGAUAAUAAAUGAUGUCAUGGACGAUGACGAGGGCGUUUACACUUGCGAGGUGAUAACAAGUCUGGACAUGGCUAAAGCGAGCGGCUCCCUCACUGUCGUCGACCGCCCUGAACCUCCUUCCCAGCUACAGAUUACCCAGCCUGGAGAUCGCUCAGUUACCCUCUCCUGGACUCCUGGAGUUGACAACAAGAGCCCUAUACUAGGGUACGUGGUGGAAGUCGAGGAAACAAGCACUGAUCGAGGAGAUUGGGAGGAGAUUAAGCGUGAGUCUGGAUCCUCUGAGCGCACUGUGCUUACUCUUAGACCAUUCCUCUCGUACCGCUUCAGGGUCAUCGCCAUCAACAAGGUCGGCAAGAGUGACCCAAGCAAGGAAACAGACUCCUACUCCACUCCUGCGGCUCGGCCAGACAGUAACCCUGAAAAAGUGCGCAGUGAGUCUGUAGACCCAGACACACUCGUCAUUAUGUGGAAGGAGAUGGACCAGAAGAGCUUUAAUGGUCCGGAUUUCAGCUACAUCGUCAUGUGGAGGAAGGUUGUAGGCAGCGGGCCAUCUUGGCACUCCAACUUUACCACUUCACCGCCUUUUGUUGUCACUAAUGUUGGCGACUUCAGUGCAUUUGACAUCAAGGUGCAAGCUGUUAAUGAUCUGGGAGAGGGGCCAGAACCCAAAUCUACCAUUGGCUACUCUGGAGAGGAUUAUCCAUUAGAGGCUCCGCUGAAUGUUGGGGUGGUUCUGCUGAACAGCACUGCUGUCAGGGUAACGUGGGCACCAGUAAACAGAGAGACUGUGAGAGGACAUCUGAUGGGCUACAAGAUCCGCCUGGUGUACAGUGGACUCCACAGCAACCAUCACCACCGGCAAAAGCGCAUAAAGAAGGAAAGUCAGCCACAAAGUGAGAUUGUGGUAACAACUGGGGCUAAUGAGGAGAAGAUAGAAAUAGGAGGCAUGCAGCCAUACUCCUUAUAUUCUCUCACGGUCAGUGUCUUCAACAGCAAAGGAGAUGGUCCAGAGUCAGAACCUAGACCCUUUCAGAUGCCCGAAGGAGUUCCUGGUGCUCCUACGUCACUGUUUUUGAACAGUCCAUCAGAAACCGAGAUGAAACUGCACUGGACUAAACCUGCACAAGAAAAUGGAGUUCUGAAAGGAUACAUAGUCCAGUACCAACAGUUAGACAAUGUGGACAGUCCCAUGCAGGAGGACAAGAUUGAAGACCACAGUGUGAACGAGUUCACCCUUAAAAAUCUGGAUCCUCGCAGCCAUUACCGUUUCUAUCUGCGGGGAUUCACCGCAGCUGGAGAAGGCUUGCCUAUUGUCAGAGAAGGAGCCACAAUACUUGAUAGAGGUCCACCACAGAAGAUCAGUCUGUCUGCUGGAGAGACGUCACUCAAUCUAAGCUGGGUUACUAAUGAGAGACAUAGGAGCGUGGAUUUUCAUAUUAAAUACCUGAAUAAGGACGAUGGUCGAACGUGGCAGCAGUCAGAGAAAUUAAACUCGUCUCAGUCCUUUUACUCGCUGCAGGGUUUAAAACCCGGCACACAGUACCGACUGGAAUUUGUAGCCAGCAGUGGCAUCUUCUGGGAGACUGACAUUUCGACAGAGGGUUCAGGAGUGGCGCAGCAGAAGAGCUUUGCAACUGAGGGCUGGUUCAUCGGAAUCAUCUGUGCCCUUGUGCUGCUGUUACUAAUACUUCUUAUUCUGUGUUUUAUCAAACGCAGUAAAGGUGGAAAAUACUCGGUAAAAGAGAAGGAGGAGGACCAGGUGGAUUCGGAGGCCAGGCCGAUGAAGGAUGAUACGUUUGGGGAGUACAGAUCGCUUGAGAGUGACAAUGAGGAGAAGUGCACAGCCAGCCAGCCGUCCCUGUGCGAGAACAGCAAGCUGUGCAGCAGCGAAGGAGGCCUGGACUACAGCAACGGUCACAGCGUCCAGACGGACGUGAUCAUAGACGACUCUCUGGGGAGCCAGUACAGCGCAGACAGAGAUGGGCCACUCAACCCUGCCACCAAUAACGGCCUGCCCAACUCUGGUGCCAUCCUCGAUUAGGGUGGUGCACCAGCUAAUUGUCACACCUGCCCAUUUUCUUGUAUACAAAAGACUGACAAACAAUCAA